Messenger RNA from Schistocerca gregaria, 2229 nucleotides. RefSeq lists its product as uncharacterized. The coding region runs from base 221 to 1822 and encodes 533 amino acids. The transcript has 10 exons. The record is from RefSeq and is a predicted model, not a curated record. Gene Ontology annotation, molecular function: protein binding; palmitoyltransferase activity. Gene Ontology annotation, biological process: protein palmitoylation. Lineage: Eukaryota; Metazoa; Arthropoda; Insecta; Orthoptera; Acrididae. Gene Ontology annotation, cellular component: Golgi membrane.
AUAGUGUGUUGCUCGUUAAUCUUUGCAAACUGUUUGACAGCUGUCACAUAGUGACAACUGACAAGGAGUUUGGUGUUGCUGCUCGUUUACCACCUAUACGAACUUGCCACAAAUCCUUAUUACUGUUGCUAAUUAAGACAGCAGAACGCUUUGCAAAGUUUAUCCUACGCCGGGCACAGCUAGAUGUGUCUGGGGCGUACCUACUGCUCAUUCGUGCAACAUGGUAGCGGAACACAAUACGACAACAGUAGCAGGAGAGAAAGACAGUAACAUAUUGUGUUGUUCAGACAAUGCAGAAUUCCAUACAGGACAUACAUCGAAAUCAAUAUUUGACGUUGUAAGAUCUGGUGAUGUCAGUGAUAUAGAGUCCUUAGUUGAGAAGCUGGGUCCAGAGGCACUGAGUACACGAGAUGAAUGGGGAUACACACCUGCUCACUGGGCUGCUCUGGAUGGCAAUGUUGAAGUCAUGCGUUAUCUUGUUGAGCGAUCAGCUCCUGUAGAUCUGUCAUGCCUUGGGACACAAGGCCCCAGACCAAUUCAUUGGGCAUGCAGAAAGGGUCAUGCUGCUGUCGUGCAAGUACUCCUGCAAGCAGGAGUUGCUGUUAAUGCAGCAGACUUCAAAGGUCUCACUCCCCUGAUGACAGCGUGUAUGUUUGGUCGCUCAGCAACUGCAACUUAUUUACUUGGGAUGGGUGCACUGAAUCACCUGACAGACAUUAACGGUGACACUGCUUUGCAUUGGGCAGCUUAUAAAGGUCAUGCUGAUCUCAUACGUCUGUUGAUGCACUCAGGUGUUGAUCUACAAAAACCUGACAAUUUUGGUUCAACUCCUCUUCAUUUAGCUUGUUUAUCAGGAAAUGUAACAUGUGUUAAACUUCUCUGUGAAAAGAGCAAAAUUGAACUAGACCCAAAAGACAAGAAUGGAAAAACACCACUCCAGCUGGCAAAGAGCCACAGACAUAAUGAUAUUGUUCAGAUUCUGUUAGCUGAACAGAAAAGAAGGGCCAAUUGGAUGCCACCAAUUUCAGAGAUAUGGGCUCUUCUGUUUGGAGGAGCAGGGAAUUCUAAAGGCCCUUUGCUACUUUUCAUGGGAUCUGUUCUUCUGUGGGGUUAUCCUAUGUAUCUACUGCGGUGUGUUCCUAUCACAUGGAAUAAACUUCGGGGCUCCCACUAUCUUUUUAUUUACUGGAACAUAGUGAUGUGGAUGAGCUGGGUUAUAGCCAAUCGACGAGACCCAGGAUAUGUUCCAUGUAACACAGAUGCCUACCACCGUGCAAUACAACAGAUAGCUUACUUGGAUAAAUGGCGUAAACGAGCUGUGGCAUCGGUACUGCAGCGUCUUUGCCACACAUGCCGUUGUCUGCGACCAUUACGUGCAAAACAUUGCAGGGUUUGUGGCCGUUGUGUUGAAUAUUUCGACCACCAUUGCCCAUUCAUCUACAACUGUGUUGGGUUACGCAACAGAAUGUGGUUCUUCUUGUUUGUUAUGAGCAUUGCUAUCAAUUGCUCAUUUACAAUAUACUUUGCUUGCUAUUGCAUUGCUGUUGAAGGUUUUGGUAUUUUAUAUGCCUUGGGAUUGAUUGAAGCCCUUGUAUUUUGUGGCCUAGGUUGGAUUCUGACCUGUACUUCUGUACUUCACGCAUGCAUGAACCUAACAACAAACGAAAUGUUCAACUACAAACGGUACUCUUACCUACGAGACAAGAGGGGCCGCUAUCGUAAUCCAUUUUCUCGUGGCCCUUUGCUGAACCUUUUGGAAUUCUUUGUUUGUACACCACAUCAUAGUUGUGAUCAUGAAUUACUUGAAGAAGAAGCUAUCUAAAUGUUAAUUUACUUUUAAACAGAGGACAUAAGUUUUAUGGUCAAUGUAAUGAUGCCAAAGAAAUUAUUAGCUGUGUCAUUCCAGGGUGAAGGCUAUCACCUAAUGUUUAAGCCAGUUAAAUAAUUAUAUUUUUCAUGUGUUACCUUACGUAGUUUCCAAGUAAAUUGUCUUAAGGAAAAAUAAGGAAGGUUAAAUUUCAUGAGCAUAGUGACCAUUGCUUCAAAAUGUAGAAACAAACGAAGGAAAUAGUCAUUUUUUACUCUUUCUACUCUAUGAAAACACAAGUUUAUGUUAGUAUAUUGGUAUGUGCCUAAAUUUUAUAACCUAGUUUGUGAUAUAGUAAAACAAGAUGUUAAAAGUGUGACACUGAAAACUCUUCAUAAUGCCAAAUUAUAAACAAGUCUUUA